AUGUGUCGCGCAACUCGUCGGGAGUACUAUGGUCCUCAUCGGCCAUCAACGGAUGUAUUCAAGCCCGCUCAGAGGGGCAGCUGCCCGAUCAAACAGCUACCGUUAUCCGACGACCAGUAUCUGGCGUGCACCAUGGUUUUGGACAGCUGGUACCUUAUUCGCUUCCACAGCAGAUUGGAUACCGAACGCAAAGCCACUGCCAGCAGCAUCACUUGGUGCAGACAAGUCCAUCUUCGCGCUACCGACUGUCGUCUGCUCCUCCUCGCUUUGCUGAACGACAUAACACCGUUUUCGAUACGCGUCAGCAUUACGGCGCUCAUUAGCGGUGCAGCGGGUACGACGGCUGUUUCCCUGACAGAGCUGCUAACGGAGAAAAGCAGGUGGGUGGUCAGAAAGCUGUCGACAAAUCGAUUUCAAAACAUUAGCCAUGUAUGUUACAAAUCGUCGAUGGGCGUUCGCCAGCCGCUGAUCAAGGAGCACAUCAUCACCGACAAUCCGUCUUUGCGCCAGUACAUUAUGGAGAAACGUUUCUGCGCCAAGAGUCGAGCAAGUAUGAAUGUUGUUUUCUACCUCAUCGCAUAUGUUCUGAAUACUGCAGCGGUUCUUGCACCGACAAUUCUUUUGCAGUAA
This is a messenger RNA of Soboliphyme baturini, 630 nucleotides long. The record is from the annotation of a GenBank genome assembly. NCBI's taxonomy places the organism in Eukaryota, Metazoa, Nematoda, Enoplea, Dioctophymatida, Soboliphymatidae.